AUGUUUUUCUUAGUGCUAAGUUUUAUAAGUUGUUUAGGAUUAAGUGCAGCGCAGAUAUUGCAAAAUGAACAAUGUGACCCGCAAAUACAAUUAGCGCCUAACUUCGAUGUGAAUCAGUUCCUGGGAAAUUGGUACGUUGUAAGAAGAGCUGCAAAUCCAAUAUUCAAAGCAGACUGCGCGUCUUUAAAUAUCACGCAAAACAACAACGCCUUAGACGUCCACAACAGAGUUGUCAACGAGAACUUUCUAGAAGAACUGAGAGGCAAUGCUAGUGUGCAAGAUGGAACUGCGAAAUUACUUUUACAGCUGAUUCCGAAUGUAACCUUCGAUUUUUGGAUCCUUAGGACAGAUUACCAAAACUUCGCACUUGCAUACUCAUGCGUGAAUCAAGGACCAAAUCAAAGGAAUGUAUUCAUAUGGCAACUUGGAAGACAAACCUCCUUCCCUACCGAUAUGAUGGAGGGUCUGAUGAACCAAACCCUAAUCACAGUUGUGGGUAUCACAACAGAGGAUUUGGUUGACGUUGAUCAUUCAGAAACCGCAUGUACCACUCUAUCCGACAUACCUCCAGGACAACCUAUCAUAUUUCCGGGACAAUGUAACACCAAUAUGGCUGUGGUCCAGAACUUCAACGUUUCACGGUUUACUGGAGUAUGGCACCAAGUUUCAAGUUACUACACGACAAACGCACUCGGGACUUGCAAUAGGGCGGAAUAUACACUCUCUGGUGACAUCGUGAACGUUGUAAACAGUCAGGUCGUCAACCAAAACUUGGAAACUAUACUUGGAACUGCAAAGCUGAACAGCACGGACAAUAGCGCGAGGCUUAUGGUCACAUUAGAAGUAACACCUGGAGUAUUCGUGGAUAAUCCACUAUGGAUACUAGCGACCGACUACGAGAGCUACGCAGUUUCUUACACUUGCACUAACCUUGCGAACAAUCAAAGAAGAGUAAACUCGUGGGUGCUGAGUCGCUCCAAGGAGCUGACACCGGCUGCUGAACUCGCUGUGAACCGAGUAAUAAGAUCGGAACUAGACCUGAACAAUCGUUACCUCAUCAAAGCUGAUCACAGCAACUCUGGCUGCUUCUUCUACCCUGAACCAGCAGCGAACAGGCCAGUGAUAUUCCGCGGUCAGUGCGAUGACAGCGUCCGUGCUAUGCCUGCGUUUGAUCCCGUUAGGUACAUGGGUCUCUGGCACAACAUUGAAUCUUACCCAUCAGCAUUCCAACCCGGUACUUGCAACAACGCGCUAUACACGUUGAACGGCAGCACCGUUGACGUCUUCAACACUCAAGUGAUCAACCAAAGGCUGGACACAAUCAAUGGUGUCGCAACACUCGCCUCGACUGACGGAUCCGCUAAGCUGAUUGUCAGCUUCCCUAUUGCUGGCACUGAAUUGACUACUUCGACCGACUACUGGGUGCUAGAUACAGACUACACAUCCUACGCUUUAGUAUAUAGUUGCACUAACAUAAAUAAUGAUGAAAAACGAGUUACGAGUUGGAAAUUAAGCAGAACAAAGCAAAUGUCUAGCAAUGGUAACACAACAAUAAAUAAUAUUAUAUCAACAAUACCUGUAUUGGACCAACGGUAUUAUAAUCAAAAUGACCAGAGUAGCUCUGGCUGCUUCUACUUCCCUGAACCUCAGCCUGGUAUGCCUGUUGUGUUCCCUGGACAAUGCGAGGAUAAUGUUCAAGUUACGAGUAGCUUCAAUUUGCAACAGUUCCAAGGAACGUGGUACGAAAUUCAAGCCUAUCCCAAGGAACAGCAGCCGGGACACUGCAUUUCUCAUGCUUUCACCACAUCCAGUAAUAAUGGCUUCAGCCUCAUUACGUCUAGUGUCAACGAUCAAUUCUUACAAGUCACCAACAGCAACGUGCGCCUCGCUGGUACUGAUGGUAGCGCCAAAAUGACAAUUACCAUCAGAGUAAAUAAUCAAGAUGUAAUCAUUCCAUACUGGAUCUUGGACACCGAUUAUACAAAUUACGCUUUAGCUUAUAGCUGCGUUAAUGUUAAUCAAGAUUUUAGAGCAGUUUACAGCUGGAAACUCAGUAGAACCAAGCAAUUAUCACCAGCAUCAAACGCUGCAAUAAACACUGCUAUUUCGAGAGUAACCGUUCUGGAUGAAAUAUAUUACGAAGCUGUUGACCAAUCAGACACUGCCUGCUUCUAUUUACCAGUAUUACCUCCGGGUGAACCUGUGAUAUUAAAUGGCCAAUGUGAUCAAAAUAUUCAAGUCGUGCAAAACUUUAAUGCAGCUGCCUAUCUCGGACGUUGGCGCCUCAUCGAAAGCUACGCGAGCGACUUCCAAAGUGGAACAUGCAAUGACGCGACAUAUACCUUAUCAACGGACGGAUCUGUGCUGGUUUACAAUACGCAAGUUAUAAAUCAGGCCUUGUAUACCAUCAACGGUACAGCAGUUCUGGCUGCCAACGCCAACACCGGAAAGCUCAUCGUCACAUUCCCUGAUGCUGCUGGACCGAGCGAGUAUUGGAUCCUUGAUACUGACUAUACAUCGUACUCUCUGGUAUACAGCUGCCAAAAUAUCAACAAUCAACAAAGAAGAGUAUGGAGCUGGAAGUUAAGCCGUACGAGAGAAUUAACUCCAACAGCAAUUCAGAAUAUGAAUCGCGUUAUAAACACCAUCGAAGUCCUGAACAACCGAUACUAUACAGCAAUAAGUCAUACCGAUAACGACUGUUUCUAUUAUCCCAUCGCUGGCCCCAACACACCAGUCAUUUUCCGUGGUCAAUGUGACCCCAAUAUCAAUGCUGUUACGAACUUCGACGCCGUAAGAUAUAUGAAUUUAUGGCAUGACAUUGCAUCUUAUCCAACGAGAUUCCAAGAAGGCACUUGCAACAAUGCCUUUUAUACGUUGACUGACGGUACCGUUGAUGUGUUCAAUACUCAAGUUAUAAAUGAAAGACUUGACACUAUGAGAGGAUCUGCCAGACUUGCGACAACGGAUGGAAGUGCUAAGCUCAUAGUUAGCUUCCCUAUUGCUGGCAGUAACCUACAAACAGAAACUCCGUAUUGGGUGCUUACAACGGAUUACAUAUCGUAUGCUCUUGUAUACAGCUGCGUUAACUUAAACGAGGAAUACCGUCAAGUUUGGUCUUGGAAGCUAAGUCGAUCAAAAACCUUGUCACCGAGUGCAGAAACAGCUAUCAACAAUGUCAUAAACACCGUCCCAGUGCUCGACAACCGAUAUUAUAACAUGAAAGAUCAAAGCAGACAAGGUUGUUUCUACUACCCAGAACCUCAGCCAGGAGUACCAGUUGUAUUCCCGGGCCAGUGCGAUGCGAACAUACAAGCUAUUCCCAACUUUAACAUGACAGCUUUCCAAGGUACCUGGUUCGAAGUCGAAGCGUAUCCAAAGGAUCAGCAAACUGGCCAAUGCGUCAACCACCGGUACUCCUUGGGCUCAAACAACAUCUUGGAUCUGGUCUCGUCUAGCAUCAAUAACCAAAUUCUUGGCAUUACCAACAGUAGAGUGACGUUCUCUUCUGCUCAAGAUUCUAGCGGAAGGUUGACUAUCACACUUACCUCCGGUGGAUCAGUUAUUACUAUACCAUUUUGGAUUCUGAGUACGGAUUACACCAGCUAUGCCUUAGCCUACAGCUGUGUUAAUCUAAACAACGAUUUCACUGGAGUAUACAGCUGGAAACUCAGCAGAACUAAACAGCUAACCGCUGCAGCUAAUACCGCAAUCAACACUGUUAUUGCUAAUGUAGUGGUGCUUGAUAAUAGAUACUAUGAAAGAACUGACCAAUCAGAUGAAGCUUGCUUCUAUCUUCCUGAUGCAGUACCCAAUCAGCCUGUAGAAUUUGUUGGUCAAUGCGAUGAGAACAUUACUGUAGUACAAAACUUUAACCCUUCAAGAUACCAAGGAAGAUGGCGUAUGAUUGAAAGCUACCCAGAACCAUCUCAAGUUGGUUCAUGUAAUGACGCCACUUACAGUCUAAACGCAGAUGGCACCACAGUGGACGUGUACAACACGCAAGUUAGAAACCAAGAACUCGAUACCAUUAAUGGCAGAGCUAUUCUAGCUUCUAAUGAUGGAAGCGCUAAGCUAUUAGUAUAUUUCCCUAGCACACCCGAACCAGCUCCGUACUGGGUGCUGGAUACAGAUUAUGACUCCUACGCAUUGGUAUACAGCUGCAGAAACUUAGACAACAACCGACGCAGAGUUACAAGCUGGAAACUCAGUCGGACAUCCGAACUGACAGCUAACGCUGUUGAGAGGAUAAACCAAGUAGUCAACAGGAUCGAUGUCCUGAACAGUCGGUACUACGCGCGUAUAGACCAGUCUGACGCGGCUUGCUUCUACUACCCCACUCCAGGUCUUACUACACCUGUCAUAUUCCGUGGACAGUGUGACCAAAAUAUACCAGUGGUUACUAACUUCGAUGCUGCAGCAUAUGCUGGCUUGUGGCAUGAUACCUCUUCAUAUCCCACUCGGUUCCAAGAGGGCACGUGUAAUAACGCAUUCUACACACUAGUCAACGGCGCUGUGGACGUGUUUAAUACUCAAGUCGUUAAUCAGAACUUGGAAACCAUGAAGGGAGUUGCCAGACUAGCAACAACCGAUGGCACCGCGAAGCUUAUUGUUAGCUUCCCCAUUGCUGGCACCGAUCAAUUUACUGAAACACCCUAUUGGGUACUCGCUACGGACUACCAGUCGUAUUCCCUCGUGUAUUCAUGCGUCAAUAUCAACGCUGAACAACGACAAGUUUGGUCUUGGAAGCUAAGUAGAACAAAGGCAUUGACAUCGAAUGCAGCAACAGCUAUCAACAAUAUCAUUAACACCAUCCCAGUACUGGACAAUCGCUAUUAUAACAUGAAGGAUCAAAGCAGAGAAGGUUGCUUCUACUACCCAGAACCUCAGCCAGGAUUGCCAGUUGUAUUCCCGGGCCAGUGCGAUGCAAACAUACAAGCGGUUACUAACUUUAACAUGCAAGCGUUCCAAGGUACCUGGUACGAAAUCGAAGCGUAUCCAAAGGAUCAGCAAACUGGACAAUGCGUCAACCACCGGUACUCCUUGGGCUCCAACAACAUCUUGGAUCUCGUCUCGUCUAGCGUCGAUAACCAAAUUCUUGGGAUUACCAACAGUAGAGUGACGUUCUCUUCAGCUCAAGACUCUAGCGGAAGGCUGACUAUAACACUUACUUCUGGUGGAUCAGUUAUUACUAUACCAUUUUGGAUUCUGAGUACGGAUUACACCAGCUAUGCAUUAGCGUACAGCUGUGUUAAUCUAAACAAUGAUUUCACUGGAGUGUACAGCUGGAAACUAAGCAGAACUAAACAGCUAACUACUGCAGCGAAUACUGCAAUAAACAACGCCAUCGCUAAUAUCGUCGUAUUAAAUAACAGAUACUAUGAACAUAUUGACCAAUCAAACGAAGCUUGCUUCUAUCUUCCUGAUGCAGUACCCAAUCAGCCUGUGGAGUUUGUUGGUCAAUGUGACGAAACCCUUCCUACAGUGCAAAACUUUAACCCAUCAAGAUAUCUAGGAAAAUGGCGCCUGAUCGAAAGCUACCCAGAACCAUCUCAAGUGGGUUCCUGUAAUGACGCCACUUACAGUCUAAAUGCGGAUGGCACCACAGUGGACGUGUACAAUACGCAAGUUAGGAACCAACAGCUCGAUACCAUCAAUGGCAGAGCUGUAAUAGCUUCUAAUGAUGGUAGCGCUAAGCUAUUGGUAUAUUUCCCUUCCACAACCGUACCGGCUCCAUACUGGGUGCUAGACACAGAUUAUGAAUCCUACGCAUUGGUAUACAGCUGCAGAAACUUAGACAACAACCGACGCAGAGUUACAAGCUGGAAACUCAGUCGGACAUCUGAACUGACAGCUAACGCAGUGGAGAGGAUAAACCAAGUAGUCAACAGGACCGAUGUCCUGAACAGUCGGUACUACGCGCGUGUAGACCAGUCUGACGCGGCUUGCUUCUACUACCCCCCUCCAGGUCUCACUACACCUAUCUUCCGUGGACAGUGUGACCAAAAUAUACCAGUGGUUAACAAUUUCAAUGCUACAGCGUACUUGGGCUUAUGGCAUAACAUCCAAUCCUAUCCAACUCAAUUCCAAGAAGGAACAUGUAACAAUGCGUUGUACUCCCUUGGCGAUGGAGGGGUGAUUGAUGUUUUCAACACCCAAGUCGUUAAGCAGUCUCUUGAUACUAUGACUGGAUCUGCAAGAUUCGCAACUACACCAGAAACUGGCAAACUCAUUGUCAGUUUCCCGGUGGCUGGAACCAAUCAAAAAACAGAAACACCAUACUGGGUCCUCGCCACAGACUAUCAAAGCUACUCCCUCGUAUACACUUGUGUCAACAUUGAUUCAGAAUAUAGAAGAGUUUUUUCUUGGAAGCUUAGUCGAACAAAACAAUUGACAACAAACGCUGCAACAGCAAUCAAUGCGGUGAUCAAUACCAUACCAGUUCUUGAUGACAGAUACUAUAACAACAACGACCAGUCUGAUCAGGGUUGUUUCUACUACCCGGAACCUCAACCUGGAAAACCUGUAAUAUUCCCUGGACAAUGUGACCAAAAUAUACAAGCUGUACCCAACUUUAAUAUGGCUGCAUUCCAAGGUACUUGGCAUGAAAUAUCAGCAUAUCCAAAGGAACAACAAACUGGGCAAUGUAUCAAUCACGUCUAUUCCCUGGACUCUUCCAACAGCUUGAACCUCGUGUCUUCUAAUGUCAUAAAUCAAAUCUUUGGAGUUACUAAUAGCAGAGUGACCUUCUCCUCAGCCCAAGACACAAGCGGAAGAUUGACGAUCACCCUAACAUCUGGCGGAUCUAGUAUUGUAAUACCGUUCUGGAUAUUAAACACCGACUAUACUGAUUACGCGCUGGCUUACAGCUGUGUUAACGUUGAUUCUAACUCAAGAGCAGUUUACAGUUGGAAAUUAAGUAGAUCAAAGACUUUGUCUGCUGCUGGAAAUACUGCAAUCAAUAACAGAAUAGCUCAAAUCGAUGUUCUGGGUGAGCAAUACUAUGAAAACAUUGACCAAUCAGAUAGAGCGUGCUUCUUUUUGCCAGAAGUGAAUCCUGGACAACCCGUAGUGUUUGUUGGACAGUGUGAUCCAAAUAUUCCUGUUGUUCAAAACUUCCGACCGGAUGCAUACGCUGGCCGCUGGCGUAUGAUUGACACCUACACAUCGGAUUUCCAAAGCCUCCAAGGUUCCUGUAUUGACGCCACUUACACUCUGACCCCUAGUGGCACAGUAGACGUCUAUAACACCCAAGUCAUAAAUCAGGCACUAGAUACUAUUACCGGUAACGCAACGUUGGCCACAACAGACGGCAGCGCAAAAUUGCUCGUUAAUUUCCCUACCACGACUCAAUCAUCUGAUUAUUGGAUUCUCGACACUGAUUACACGUCCUUCGCUCUUGUCUACAGCUGCCGCAACAUUAACCCACAACAGCGUAGAGUCUGGAGUUGGAAACUAAGUCGCACAAGAGAGUUAUCAGCGGCCGCCACGCAACGAAUUAACCAAGUUAUCAGCACAAUCGAUGUACUGGAUGAACGCUAUUACAAUAGAAUCGAUCAUUCCGACAAUGGCUGCUUCUACUACCCCACGCCUGGUGCAAGUCCAGUGGUUUUCAGAGGACAGUGUGAUGAGAGCAUUCCUGUGGUCACCAACUUUAAUGCUGCCUCGUAUAUGGGUAUGUGGUAUGACAUUGAGAGCUACCCCGUCCGAUUCCAAGACGGCACUUGUCCGACCGCCGCGUACACGCUGAUUUCUACCGGGGUCGAAGUCUUCAACACGCAGGUCGUCAGCCAACAACUCGAUACAAUCGAAGGAUUUGCAGUACCAGCUACGACUGAUGGUUCAGCUAAAUUGAACGUCUCCUUCCCUAUCGCUGGCACCGAUCUUACAACGAGUUCACCAUACUGGGUGUUGGCUACUGACUAUACUAACUACGCUUUUGUAUACUCUUGCGCCAACAUUGAUGACGAAUAUCGUCGAGUUGGUAGCUGGAAAUUAAGUAGAACAAAAUCCCUAAGUCCGGCGUCAAAUACUGCGAUCAACAAUGUCAUCAACACGAUACCGGUUCUAAGACAAGAAUAUUACGUCACAAGGGGGCACACGGAGGAGAAUUGCUUCUACUACCCUGAUAAUAACGGCGGUCCAGUAAUUCAAGAUGGACAGUGUGAUUUCAAUAGCUUGAAUGUCGUUACUGCCUUCAGUACUGAUGCAUUCUCAGGACCUUGGUACGAAAUAUCUCGGUUUCCAUCAGAGAUGCAGGAAGGUGAAUGUGUCACCAACGAAUUCAAUACAACCAACCAGGAGUUCCGUAUGACUCAGAGAAUUGUGUAUAAUGAGAGAGAAACCACUUACACUGGAUCUGCAACCCUAGCGAGCGACGGACGAGGAGUUCUUACCGUGAAUCUUACCAACGAGGAAGGAGAUACCUUUGAAACGACGCUAUACGUAUUGGACGUUAACUACACUGAUUAUGCCUUAUUAUACGGUUGUCGAAACAUCAACAAUACAAAUAAACAAGUUUACAGUUGGAAGCUCAGCAGAUCUCAAAGCGGACUCUCAGCAAAUGCAGCCAGCAGAAUAAACCAAAUAGUCUCGAACACCGGUGACCUCUUCGAAAAUUACUACGACGAAACUGAUCAGACACUCACGGGCUGUUUCCACUACCCCGUGUUCACUGAACCACCAGCAGUUAUCGACCUGUUAGGACCAUGUGACCAAACAAUCAGAGCUAAAGCCAACUUCAAUGUUCAAGCCUAUCUCGGCAAAUGGUACGAAAUAUCCAGCUACCCUCAACCUUUCCAAAGCGGCGAGUGCGCACGCGCACGAUACAGCGCUGGCACUGGAGCAACCGUCAACGUCAUCAACACACAAGUCAUUGACCGUACACUUGACGUACAGACUGCGACAGCUGUUGUUGCUUCCACAGACGGAAGUGGACUAUUGGACGUCACAUUUGUCUUGGAUAAUGGAGUGACGUACGUAGCCAACUAUUAUGUACUUGAAACUGACUAUACCAGCUUCGCCCUCGUGUACAGCUGCCGUAACUUACCAACCGGUAGACGACAAGUCACCAGCUGGAAGUUAUCCCGUAAUACCACCCUGCCAAGUCAAGCUGAACCCAUUAUCAACAACAUCAUCGAAAACACUCAAGGCCUCAAGAAUGAGUAUUACUUAGCUACCAAUCAGUCUGAAGAGGCCUGCUUUUACAUACCGGAUGUGAACAAGAAUGAAGCACCAUUGUUCAGGGGACAAUGUGGUGACAUUCAAGGCGUACAAAACUUUGACGUUCAAAGGUAUCUUGGUUGGUGGCAUGAAGUCGAGAGUUACCCAACUGACAAUGACGGUGGAUUCUGUGUGAGUUCACGAUUUGAACAAAUCGGCAACGAAUACCAGAUAACUGAUACUAAUGUGUUCGAUAUUAACGCUCAAGUGAACACCAGCCGAGUGACAGUAGACAGCAAUGGAAGAAUAACGAAAACUUACAGUAAUGGAGAGGUAAUUGAUAUGUGGGUGUUGGCAACUGAUUACGAGACAUACUCACUCCUUUAUUCAUGCGAAAACGUGGACAGUCAAUAUAGACGCGUAUGGAGUGCGAAACACAGCAAAACUCGGACACUCUCUCAAGAUGCCCAAAAUGCUAUGAACUCUGUUAUCCAAGCUACUGAAACUCUUGAGUCGCAAUUCUACCAGCCAGUAAAUCAGUCCGAUGCUGCUUGCUUCCACUAUCCUGCUCAGAGUGGCAAUCAAGUCAUCUUACCUGGACAAUGUGAUCUUGAAAUACCCGUUCUCCAGGAUUUUAAACCAGCUGAGUAUUCCGGCACCUGGUACCAAAUCGAACGCUACCCUCAACCGUACGAGAAAGGUUCAUGUGUUGGCGCACGAUACACACUCGAUGAGAACACAGGCGUUGUCACUGUUCUCAAUUGGCAAGUCGUCGACGGAGUCCUGGAUACCAUCGAAGGAACUGCUACUGUUAACUCCACUGAUGGCAGCGCUAAGCUGAUUGUUAAUUUGCCGUCUCGUGAUGAAGAUGUGGAGGAACCACCCAUGAAGUCGAUGGAACUAUAUGUUUUGACGACGGAUUACAUAUCCUAUUCAUUGGCGUACAGUUGUAUCAACGUAGGACCGUACCAGCGAGCUGUUGGUGUAUGGAAGCUUAGUCGUACAAGAACAAUGACAGCCGACGGUGAUGCCCAAAUAAACGCACACAUGGCAACUCGAGAGGAACUUCACCAGCCGUACUUCGUUCGCGUCGAACAGCAAGACGACUGCGCCGAACCGAGCUCUGCCAAUUUAUUCAAAAGCAGUAUUAUUAUUAUGUUAAUAUGUAGCAUUAUUCAGAGGUUAUUAUAAUUAUUUUAAGGUUUUUUUAAUGUGAUUGAUUUCAUCCCAUUUGUAAUAUAUGUAAUAUAUAAAAUUAAUUAACAUUUUUUUUAUUCGAUGACAGAUUUAAAAUUCGAAUA
Molecule: messenger RNA, 10463 nt
Organism: Nymphalis io (European peacock)
Lineage: Eukaryota; Metazoa; Arthropoda; Insecta; Lepidoptera; Nymphalidae
Gene: Chbp
Biological process (GO): symbiont-mediated perturbation of host defenses
Molecular function (GO): pigment binding
Source: RefSeq, a predicted model, not a curated record